AUGAAGAUUCUAAAUAAGCCUUUCAGUGUUGGCGUUUUGUGCACGAUCCCUUUUCUUCUGGCUUGCAUGGUUGACGGCAAGAACGUCGCUAACUUGGACAUCGUCCUCGACAAGCAAACCGGGAAGCUGAAGCGCCAACUCCCAUCCCUGCACGCGCGCGAUGGCUCUCUCCUGCGCAGAGAUCCCAAAAGGCUACCUUUAGACCUAGAGGAUUUGUUCGAAGGAAAGUUGGACAAGAGGAGCGAGAGGGAGACAGACAGGCAGGAGUUUUUUAUUAACCACGGGCAAGAGGGGAACGCAGACCAAGGCGAGCCUUCCGACCCUAUCUGCCUCGACUCCCGUAUCCCUUCCAUGAACGAAAUAAGCAUUUUCGGUAGUUAUCUGAGGGACGACAUCACAAUGUCUCGCAUAAUUGAGGAUCCCUUGGAAGAUGUUAUUAUCUUCGCGCCUUCUGAUAGUGCCAUCGAGUCCUUGCCGCUCAAGCCAUGGCAAUUUCCUGCUGACGUGAGCGAUAUCGAAUCAGGCGCCGAAGACGAAGAGGCAGUGGACAAAUUAGUGAGUUCAAACAUAAGGCAUUUCGUCAACUCGCAUAUCGCGACCGGAACAAGCAUCGACAAAGCCAGAUCCAUGAAGAAAUGCAUGGGAGGCUCGGUCGUGCUCAGAAGCUUUGCCUUCGAGGGGGACGAAAACUCCGGGGACAUAAUGUUGAAAAAGAAGAGAGGUAAGUACUAUGUUGCGUCCUCUCUUGACAAGAAAUUCCAGAAAGUUAAAAGAGUCGAGCGGGCACAGAAUGGACUUAUUUUGGUUAUUGAUGCUACUCUUAUCUCGCCCUGA
Molecule: messenger RNA, 834 nt
Organism: Lachancea thermotolerans CBS 6340
Lineage: Eukaryota; Fungi; Ascomycota; Saccharomycetes; Saccharomycetales; Saccharomycetaceae
Exons: 1
Coding region: 1-834 (277 amino acids)
Source: RefSeq, a predicted model, not a curated record